GAAAUACUCAGAUAAUAACAAUUAUUGAAAGUCAAUAUGGGCCGGAAAAUUAUAUACAUUGUUAUUUUUUUACUGCACAAUUUUAUUCUUGGAACGAAGGGCAAUGUUAGAUUAGCAGUAGAAGUAGGUAUAGAUGAUGGAAGUUACAGAAUUAAAGUUGAUAAAGACGUUUGGCUUGUGGGAGCAUCACCAUUCUUCUAUAUAGACGGAAUACGAUAUACUAUGGACGAAGGAAACCUCGAGUUUCAGAAUGUAACUCAAUCAUUUGGAUCAGGACCUGGCUUGCUAGGAAAUUAUUCUGCAUAUGAUAUUCAUUAUAAAGCUAAUGAAACUAAUAUCAUAGCCACUGUUAAAUCUUAUGCAUCUCCCAAUUUAUUGUUUCAAGUGCAAUAUGUUGAUGGUGGAAAUAAUACUACGGGUUACAAUGAGUGGGAAACUAUAUGUGGUUUUCCAGGAUUUGAGAUGGAUUCUGACUUACUGUCUCUAGGAUAUUUAACCUUCAGUAAUCGAAAUAUCGAUACAGUUGUUUCUGGAAGAUGGAACAAGACGGCAUUUAUACCAGAUAGUCUAGAAGGUUCAGGACCAGUUGCUUUAUUUGAUCAUACUGGUCGUACAAUAGUCAUCUCCCAGGCUGAUAAUUUUAUGGCUGCUUCAACUUGGCGUGAUAAGACCAAUAACAGAUUAUAUUGGGGUAUUAUGGGCGGAGUGGACCAGAUACCUGUUAAUUUUACAUACCAAACAACACUUAGUUUCGAUAUUUCGAUACGUAAGGGCUUAUGUAUGUGGGGAUUUUUUUUAAGUAGUUUUAUAUACUAUACAACUACAGCAUUUACACCACGAUAUAGACAUGCUGAUAUAUCUAGACAAUAUAUUGGUUAUUGGACAUCACCAGGAUCAGCAUAUUAUGAUUCACCUGGAACUGGUAACACAUACGAACAAAUUAUUCACGACGUUAUUUUAGAAUCUCAACAGAAUGGCUUUAAAUACAGAUAUGUUCAGUUGGAUAAUUGGUGGUAUGUCAAAUCUACUGAUGGUAAAAUAAAGGAGUGGAGUCCAUCACCAACAGAACUACCACAUGGUUUACAAGCACUACAGAAUUCCUCUGGUGUUCAGUUUUUGGCUUAUGCUGGAAUGUGGGCAGCUGACAAUGUUUAUGUCAAUGGUAGUGAUUCUGAUUUUAUAGUAGAGAACAAUAUUGCUCUUCCUAUUAGUCAAGCAUUUUGGGAUAAAAUUUUCAAGACAGCAAGAUCAUGGGGUAUAAAAACUUAUGAACAAGACAAAUUGAGUGACACUUUUUUAUCCAUGAAUUCUACUAAAACUGAUUUACAUCUAGCUAACGAUUGGUUGAGUCGUAUGUCGUCAGCAGCCUACAGAAAUAAUAUAACUAUUUUGUAUAAUGAUGCUUGUCCUCGUCAUAUCUUACAAACCUUGGUAACUCCAGCAGUUACACAGAUCAGUGUGAAUGAUGAUUCAGGACAAUGGUCGCUUGGAGUAAAAGCUUUAUUUGUUUCUUCUCUUCCUAUACGGCUUGGUAAAAGUGUCUUCAGAACUAAAUCCGGUCACGGUAUUACAGUAAACCCAGCUUUAAAGGAGGUUAUUGCAAUAUUAUCCGGAGGAUCAGUUGGUGUUGGUGAUAGUGUAGGAUCUUCAGAUUAUGAUCUUCUGAAAAGAUGCUGUAACAAUGAAGGAAAAAUUCUAAGUCCUACUCAAGUUGCAAAAGCAGUUGAUGGCCAAAUAUUACAGGCCGCAUUUCAAGAUGGCAGUGGACCUAUCGGUGAGGUCUGGUCUGUGUUAACGUAUAUACAAACCAAGGAUAUCCAACAUAAUGCACUGAGAUAUGGUACAAUAUUUGCAUAUCAACUUCAAACAGAAUUCAUAGCUUCACCAACAUCAACACAGUUAAAUAGUUAUGACAAGUUUCCAAGAAGUGUUGUUUAUUCUCUGGAUAACCCGACAUCUGUGUACAAUUUUAGUGAUACCGAUCCAUUUGUAAUACACAAGAAUGAUUGUACUAAUAAUUUCUGUUUGUUCCAUACGGCACCUACGAUAGAUGUUGGGGAUAUGGAGUGUAUUAUACUUGGUGAUACUUCUAAGUGGAUUCCAAUGUCAGAUGUAAUGGUUCGUUAUAUAAAUACAAAACAAGAUGCUAUUGUUGUCAGUGUUAGAGCAGCACCAAAAGAGACAAUAAAACUUGAUGUAUUGAUAAAUAGAGUGUUACAGACCUACCCUGUUCAGAUGGAUGAAAAUGGAGAAGGGGCUGUUAUGAUAAGUGGAAGUACUCCAUCUGUUACUUCACCAGAACCAACUAGUCAUACUCCGAGUAUUUCAUUAUCAAUUUCAGUGAUUGCAAUUAGUCUCACAAUUACAAGUUAUUUCUUACUAAUUGAAUAAAAUAAAAUUUAUUAAAAU
This is a messenger RNA of Lottia gigantea (owl limpet), 2409 nucleotides long. RefSeq lists its product as hypothetical. Lineage: Eukaryota; Metazoa; Mollusca; Gastropoda; Lottiidae. The record is from RefSeq and is a predicted model, not a curated record. The transcript is spliced from 17 exons. The coding region runs from base 37 to 2391 and encodes 784 amino acids.